AUGAGGAGGGAGAACCAGAGCAGUGUGUCUGAGUUCCUCCUCCUGGGGCUCCCCAUCCAGCCAGAGGAGCAAGGCAUGUACUACACCCUGUUCCUGGUCAUGUACCUGACCACGGUGCUGGGGAACCUGCUCAUCAUCCUGCUCAUCAGACUGGACUCUCGCCUCCACACCCCCAUGUACUUCUUCCUCAGCCACUUGGCCCUCACUGACAUCUGCUUCUCCUCAGUCACAGCUCCAAAGAUGCUCAUGAACAUGCUGAUGCAGACUCAGUCCAUCUCAUAUGCUGGGUGCAUUUCCCAGGAAUAUUUUUUUCUAUUGUUUGCAGAUCUUGACAGCUUCCUUCUGACCUCAAUGGCUUAUGAUAGGUAUGUGGCCAUCUGUCACCCCCUGCACUAUUCCAGAAUCAUGAGUCAGAAACUCUGUUUCCUGUUAGUGGUUGUGUCCUGGGUUUUGUCCUCUUCCAAUGCCCUUUUGCACACUCUCCUCCUAACCCACCUCAUGAGGAGGGAUAACCAGACCAGUGUGUCCGAGUUCCUCCUCCUGGGGCUCCCCAUCCAGCCAGAGGAGCAAGGCGUGUACUACGCCCUGUUCCUGGUCAUGUACCUGACCAUGGUGCUGGGGAACCUGCUCAUCAUCUUGCUCAUCAGGCUGGACUCUCGCCUCCACACCCCCAUGUACUUCUUCCUCAGCCACUUGGUCCUCACUGACAUCUGCUUCUCCUCAGUCACAGCUCCAAAGAUGCUCAUGAACAUGCUGAUGCAGACUCAGUCCAUCUCAAAUGGGUGCAUUUGCCCAGAUUUAUUUUUCUUAUUAUUUGGGUAUGCUGAGAGCUUCUUUCUGACCUCAGUGGCUUAUGAAAGGUAUAUGGCCAGAUAUUGA
Molecule: messenger RNA, 879 nt
Organism: Sciurus carolinensis (gray squirrel)
Lineage: Eukaryota; Metazoa; Chordata; Mammalia; Rodentia; Sciuridae
Product: olfactory receptor 50-like
Exons: 2
Coding region: 1-879 (292 amino acids)
Biological process (GO): G protein-coupled receptor signaling pathway
Cellular component (GO): membrane
Molecular function (GO): olfactory receptor activity; G protein-coupled receptor activity
Source: RefSeq, a predicted model, not a curated record